This is a messenger RNA of Charadrius vociferus (killdeer), 618 nucleotides long. RefSeq names its product R-spondin 4 (gene RSPO4). The transcript is spliced from 5 exons. The record is from RefSeq and is a predicted model, not a curated record. Lineage: Eukaryota; Metazoa; Chordata; Aves; Charadriiformes; Charadriidae. Bases 1 to 618 code for a protein of 205 amino acids.
AUGGAAAUGCUCACGCAGAACCGAUGGAAGAAGCAAGCGAGCGCUGGCCUGCUGGAGAACUGCACGGGCUGCGUCCUGUGCUCGGAGGACAACGGCUGCAUCACUUGCCACCAUCGGCUCUUCCUGCUCAUCUGGAGGGACGGCAUCCGCCAGUAUGGGAUGUGCGUCCACACUUGCCCCCCCGGCUACUUCGGCGUGCGGGGGCUGGAGGUCAACAGAUGCACAAAGUGCAGGUCGCCCAGCUGCGAGAGCUGCUUCAGCAGAGACUUCUGCAUGAAGUGCAAAGACAAGUUUUACUUGCACAAGGGCCAGUGCUUUCGGCAGUGCCCCCCCAGCACCGCGGUGCAGCCCGGCACCCGGGAGUGCCAAGAGAUGUGCGAGCCGGGGCCGUGGAGCGAGUGGAGCGCCUGCACUGCCUGCGGCUGCAAGUGGGGUUUGGAGACGCGGGUCCGGGAGGUGACAGGGGCCACCAAGGAGGAGGGGACCAUCUGCCCUGCACUGCUGGAGACGAGGAGGUGCCGCAUGAGGAAGCACUGCCCUGGAGAGAAAACCGAACCCAAAAAUAAAGGCAAAAAGCGACAGAAGAAGCCGAAGACAGAACCGCACGUGGGUACCUAG